GCGUCUGCCGAUCUGAAAGCUGAACUCCUUUGCUCCAUCUGUAUGGAGAUCUACACGGACCCGGUGACCCUGCCGUGUGGACACAGCUUCUGCCGAGACUGUAUUACACAGACAUGGGACCAUCAGGAGCACAUACGGACACAUAAAUGCCCUGAAUGUAUGAAAACAUAUCAGAGGAGGCCGGAACUGAAAAGAAACCCCAGGCUACAUAAUAUAGCAGAGGCUUUGAGAGAACAGGAAGAGACUGAGGUCUUCUGUACCCAUUGCCACUCUCCUGUCCCUGCUGUGAAGUCCUGCCUCACGUGUGAGAUCUCCAUGUGUUAUGAUCAUCUGAGGAAACAUGCCAAACCCGUGGAGCACAUGUUAGCAGCACCCAUUGCAUCUUUGGGGAAGGCUGUAUGCCCUGUGCACAAGAAGACCUUGGGUUACUACUGCACUCAGGACUCCACCUGUAUCUGUGCCACCUGCCACCUGGCUGGAGAACACAUCGGACACCCGGUGGAGCCACUGGAUGAGGCGUCUAGAAAAAAGAAGGAGAAACUGAGAGACAUUUUGGAGAAAGUGACCUCCGAGAUACAGGAGGCUGAGAAAAGAGCCCAGAGUCUAAAGGACCACAAACGGCAUGUAGAAGACAAAACAGCCUCCGUAAUUGUGAAAGUUGUCACCUUGAUCAGUGGAAUCAGAAGGCAGCUGGAUGAAUUAGAAAAUAAGGUGCUGAGUGAGAUCUCCAAGCAGGAAGAGCAAAUCUCAAAGUCAGUAUCCAACAUCAUCUGGCAGCUAGAAAUAGAGAAGAACAAGAUGGUCCAGAAGAUGUGUCAGAUACAGAAGCUAUGUGACAUGACUGAUCCAUUGUCUUUCCUACGGGAUGUAGACAGAGGUGACAUUUGCAAGGAGACAGAUAAGGAAAGAGAGGGAGCUUGUGACGAGGACAAUGCUGUGAAAGACCUGGAUGAUGGUGUGAUCCUACAGACCUUAUUCACAGACCUGUCUGGUAUUUUAUUGGGCUCAGACAUAUGGUUCUCCAUGCAGGAACCCUCCGACAUAUUACUGGAUAUUAACACUGCUGGAAAUAACGUUGAUAUAGCAGAUGAUAUGAAAAUGGCUUGCUAUUCACAAAACCAAGAGUACCUCCAAACUCUGGAAAGAUUUGAGUGUAGCCAGGUGAUGAGUGUCAAGAACCUGUCCUCAGGGAGACAUUACUGGGAAGUGGAGGUGAGCUCAGCAGGGUGGUGGAUGGUCGGGGUGUGUUACCCCAGUAUAGACAGGAGGGGAAUAUCCUCGUGGAUUGGAAACAACAAGAAGUCCUGGUGUUUGUACAGGUCUAAUAAUGUAUACUGCGUUGUUCACGACAGCAGGGUAACACCAUUGCCUCAGAAAAGUUCAUGCAACAGGUUGAGAAUACAUCUGGACUUUGAGGCUGGCCAACUGGCCUUUUACGAGAAGAGGAACCCAAUGAUACACUUGUACACUUUCACCACCACCUUCACAGAGCCGAUUCGUGCCGCAUUCAGCGUAUGUGAGGACACGGUUUAUCAUGGAAAUGGAUGGGUGAAAAUCAUAAGCUCUUUGAGAUAA
Molecule: messenger RNA, 1575 nt
Organism: Staurois parvus
Lineage: Eukaryota; Metazoa; Chordata; Amphibia; Anura; Ranidae
Source: the annotation of a GenBank genome assembly